Molecule: messenger RNA, 1229 nt
Organism: Vitis vinifera (wine grape)
Lineage: Eukaryota; Viridiplantae; Streptophyta; Magnoliopsida; Vitales; Vitaceae
Exons: 5
Coding region: 93-908 (271 amino acids)
Source: RefSeq, a predicted model, not a curated record
CGUUGAAGUCAGCAAAGCCCUAAAGUUUAUUCCUUUCCGCCCUUGUGAGUUGCGAACAGCAGGCGCAAGUCACUGCGUCGAUCAGUCGAUGAAUGUCGGCUUCAAUGGCUACAACCAAUGGAUUCGACCCCUCAGGUGAUUUGGAAAAGAAGGACAAGUUAUCAAUGGAGUCUGUCAAAGAAGUUGUAGCUAUUUCAAGCUCAGAGGCACAGCCUGAAGAAAGUGAAAGGAAAGCUCGGGUAGAUGCUGUGUGGGAGCAAAUGAAUAAAGGAGUAUCUGUUAAGGCGCUGAAAAAUAACAAGCCUAGUUCAACUGUGAACAGAACGUCACAUAAAACUUCCACUGGCUGGAUGACAUAUCUGGGCCUGGGGCCAAAGAAGAGAGGAUCUCUUCAGCAAGGUGUACAACAGAAGGAAUCUGCUAUUACACAGAAUGGCACCAACGAUGAGGCGAAGAGACUUGCUGCUGCUGCUCUUUCAGCAGUUAAGGAUGCUGCAGCUGCUGCAGCUGCUGCUUCAGGCAGAGGAAAAGUUGAAAUAGUGGAGGUACGGGACUUUGCGGGUGAAGAGAUAGAAGUAAAGAAGCUUGUUGAUGCUGCUUCAAAGGAGGCAUCUGAAAAGGCCAAAGGUCCAGCUGGUACCACAUCUGCAGUUGAUGCUGUUCUAGAACAAAUCAAGAAGAAACCAAAACUGAGUGUGCUUGACAAGACAAAAAUGGACUGGGGUGGGUUCAAGGAAGACAACAAAGGUCUAGAAGAGGAGUUGGAUGCAUAUAAGAAGAGCUCAAACCAGUAUCUGGACAAGGUUUCUUUCUUACAGCGAGCAGAUUACAGGGAAUUUGAGAGGGAGAGGGAUGCUCGGCUGGCUUUGCACGCCAGAAGAAGGCCAGAUAUGAGUGAGGAUCCAUGAAAGUACCAUACCUUGCUUUCUAAUUAAUUUUUUUUUUUAUAAUUAUUGUUAUUUGGAAAUUGAAGGGGAGAAGAUAUGGAAGAGUUGCAAAUUGAACGAGGCUAAUUGUUUUUGUAUAGUGUGUAGGAUGGGAUAUUCGCCUUCACAGCAAUGGGGUUUCCUACUACUUGUAUACAAGAAAAUCUGUGCCCUCUUUUCUUAGUCAGGGGUCAUAGGUCCGUUUGAUUCUCCUAAUGGGGAAACCGAGGGAUGAAAUCUUGUGCAAAUGUUCUUGUAUCUUUUCCUCUUUUAUUUAAUGAUGACCGAUGUUUAAUUUUAUCA